Molecule: messenger RNA, 3320 nt
Organism: Mizuhopecten yessoensis (Yesso scallop)
Lineage: Eukaryota; Metazoa; Mollusca; Bivalvia; Pectinida; Pectinidae
Product: lactosylceramide 1,3-N-acetyl-beta-D-glucosaminyltransferase-like
Exons: 2
Coding region: 536-1639 (367 amino acids)
Cellular component (GO): membrane
Molecular function (GO): hexosyltransferase activity; UDP-glycosyltransferase activity
Source: RefSeq, a predicted model, not a curated record
UCAACGCUUUGUGUCUGAACCAGCGACGUGUGGAGCCACAACUGUCGAUAACAUCUAUUCCAUCUACGCACUGUGUAUAGUACACGUACGAGUCUCGAGCUCUCUUACACAGUAACAGAGUAAGUCGACAACGGAUAUGAUGUCAAAACGCGAAAUCCAUGUGAUUUUCGUGCUGAUUACACCAACGGGUUGUGGAAUACGUGCUGAGUGACCAGUAAGACCAUACUUAGGAUGGACACACGAAGCUGGCCGCAGGUGCUCAGUUCUGCCACGGCGAUGGACAUAGUACAGUGGCCAAUACAGUCAGUCAGCUCAGGUGUGACCGCCCUGCCGGGGCCUCAAUCCGGGUAACAGAGGCAGACUGAUCAGCACUAAGGACGAUACAGUUCUUACAACUUCCUCUUCUUGUGCAAACAGACUCGGCAGUAUAACAUAUUCCUUGUGUCCGUACCGAUGAUCCUCGACAGGAACAAAAUCAUGAGGAUUAUGUGUCGGAUGGGAAGCUAAAUUUAAAGGAAUUUCAUUAUCAUCUGCUAUGAUGGCUAGGUGGUGUACUAACCAGAUAUAUGCGGUUUCCUUUAUGGGUACCUGGCCAAAGCGACUACGUUCUUGCGUCACCUGGGUGAUAGCUGUGAUUGUUCUGGUAGGACUUUGCUUCCUUCAUAUCAUAGAUAAAUCUGAAAUAUACUUCAGGGAAGAAGAAAACCACAACGUUGAGUCAUGGAUACAAAGUUUGCCUGAAAGUAGUUCGUUCUUCGCGCUACAUGUGGAUAUUCGCAGUAUUGUCGACAGGAAGCUGCUGAAUUCGACAACGGAAAUAGGCGGAAUAGGAGUGAUUAAUCCACACCCUUUCCAGUUUAUAAAUAAUCCUGGUCAUUGUCAGUUCAAGAGCAAUGGUUUGCGGACAGUGUUAGUUCUCGUGAAAUCUACAGUACGUAAUGUCUUACUACGGCAAGCUAUACGGACAACUUGGGGCAAUAUUAGUGAAGAGAAUGUCAAAAUAGUGUUCAUGUUAGGACGUAACAUCUCGAAUGACCUACAGAGAACAAUUGACCAGGAGGCUGCGAGGUAUAAAGAUUUAGUCCAGGAAGACUUUAUUGAUGCUUAUUUCAACAACACACUCAAGUCCAUAAUGUCAUUUAACUGGGCAACUCAAUACUGUGGAAACGCGCAAUUUCUCUUGUUCGUAGACGAUGACUUUGUGAUCGAUUUACCCAAAAUUCAGAGAUAUAUUUACUCUAUUCCAGAGACUGAUGUUGAUACACUUUUCAUAGGACAGCGAAUAACUCAACCGGUGGUGAGAGACCGAAACUCCAAGUGGAGUUUGUCAUGGAAGGUAUAUCCAUACAAGUAUUGGCCUCCAUAUUUAGCAGGCGGAGCGUUUCUCGCAAGUAUGCAGGUCGCCAAACAAUUUAGUUUUGCUUUUCCGUAUAUACAUAGUUUAGGUAUAGAUGACGCUUGGCUAGGUAUUGUCGCUAGGAAUGUGAGAGUACACCCACAAGAUCAUCAUUUCUUUCAUAAUAACGGGAGGCACUCUCACCUAGCGCUAGUAUACCAGUGUUGUCACACACAGAAGGAAAUGUUGAACACCUGGUGGCAACAUAAACAUAAUAAAAGCUUUCGAUUCGGGAAAAUAUAGAACUCUAAACUUAUGUCCAGUAGAUCAGUUACAGUUUUAUUUUCACGUUUGCACUAAGUCGAAAUCCAUACAAAUGAACUUCACUUCAUAUGUAUUUUGCAUCUUUACAGGGUCGGCCAUUAUUGGUAGACUCUACAGCGUCGGCCGUUGUUGGUAAUCUUAACAGGGUCGGCCAUUACUGGUAGACUCUACAGCGUCGGCCAUUGUUGAUUGUCUUUACAGGGUCGGCCAUUAUUGGUUGUCUUUACAGUGUCGGCCAUUAUUUGUAGCCUCUACAGCGUCGGCCAUUGUUGGUUGUCUUUACAGGGUCGGCCAUUAUUUGUAGCCUCUACAGCGUCGGCCUUUGUUGGUAUUCUUUACAGGGUCGGCCAUUACUGGUAGACUCUACAGCUUAGGCCAUUGUUGGUUGUCUUUACAGGGUCGGCCAUUACUGGUAGACUCUACAGCUUAGGCCAUUGUCGGUUGUCUUUACAGGGUCGGCGAUUAUUGGUAGACUCUACAGCGUCGGUCAUUGUUGGUAGUCUUUAUAGGGUCGGCCAUUACUAGUAGUCUCUUCAGCGUCGGCCAUUACUGGUUGUCUCUACAGCGUCGGUCUUUAUUGGUAGUCUCUACAGUGUCGGCCAUUAUGGUUGUCUCUACAGCGUCGGUCUUUAUUGGUAGUCUCUACAGUGUCGGUCAUUAUUGGUAGCCUCUACAGCGUCGGCCAUUAUUGAUAGUCUUUACAGCGUCGGUCAUUGUUGGUAGUCUUCAUAGGGUCGGCCAUUACUGGUAGUCUCUUCAGCGUCGGCCAUGACUGGUUGUCUCUACAGCGUCGGUCUUUAUUGGUAGUCUCUACAGUGUCGGCCAUUAUUUGUAGCCUCUACAGCGUCGGCCAUUGUUGGUAAUCUUUACAGGGUCGGCCAUUACUGGUAGACUCUACAACGGAGGCCAUUGUUGGUAGUCUUUACAGGGUCGGCCAUUUCUGGUAAUCUCUACAGUGUCGGCCAUUAUUGUUAGCCUCUAAAGCGUCGGCCAUUGUUGACAGUCUCUACAGUGUCGGCCAUUGUUGACAGUCUCCACAGCGUCGGCCAUUAUUGGUAUUCUCUACAGUGUCGGCCAUUAUUGGUAAUCUCUACUGUGUCGGCCAUUAUUGUUAGUCUCUAUUGUGUCGGCCAUUGUUGACAGUCUCCACAGCGUCGGCCAUUAUUGGUAGUCUUUACAGUGUCGGACAUUAUUGUAAGCCUCUACAGCGUCGGCCAUUAUUGGUAGUCUCUACAGUGUCAGCCAUUAUUGGUAGCCUAUCGCGUCGUCCAUUAUUGAUAGUCUAUAGCGUCGGCCAUUAUUGGUAGUCUAUAGCGUCGGCCAUUAUUGGUAUUCUCUACAGUGUCGGCCAUUAUUGGUAAUCUCUACAGCGUCGGUCAUUAUUGUUAUUCUCUACAGUGUUGGCCAUUAUUGGUAAUCUCUACAGCGUCGGCCAUUAUUGGUAUUCUCUACUGUGUCGGCCAUUGUUGGUAGUCUAUACAGCAUCGGCCAUUAUUGGUAGUCUUUACAGUGUCGGCCAUUAUUGUAAGCCUCUACAGCGUCGGCCAUUAUUGGUAGUCUCUACAGUGUCAGCCAUUAUUGGUAGCCUAUAGCGUCGUCCAUUAUUGAUAGUCUAUAGCGUCGGCCAUUAUUGUAAGCCUCUACAGCGUCGGCCAUUAUU